GGCGGACUCGGCGGCGGUUCUGCUCCCGGUCCCGGUGCGGCCAUGGCCCAACAUGGCGGCCCCGCGGUGCUCCCGGAUAACCCCUUCCAGGACCCCGCCGUGGUGCAGCACCGGCCCGGCCCCGACAGCGCGGCGCUGGACGCCUAUAAUCCCUUCGAGAGCGGCGCGCCGCCGCCGCCGUACCGCGCUCCGCCCGAAACUGCGCCUCAGCCGCCGCCGGGAACCGCGCAGCCCCCGAGGAGACCGAGCCCAACCGAGCCGCGGAACUACGGCUCCUACGGGACGCAGGCCUCGGCUGCGGCAGCCACGGCCGAGCUGCUGAAACGGCAGGAGGAACUGAACCGGAAGGCGGAGGAAUUGGACCGGAGGGAGCGGGAGCUGCAGAACGCGGCCCUGGGGGGCGGCGCCGCCCGAGCCAACAAUUGGCCCCCCCUGCCCUCCUGCUGCCCGGUGAAGCCGUGUUUCUAUCAGGACAUCCCCGUGGAGAUCCCCGCUGACUUCCAGAAGACGGUCACUGCCAUGUAUUACCUGUGGAUGGCCAGCACCGUCGCUCUGCUCCUCAACUUCUUGUCCUCGCUGGCCUGGUUCUGCGUGGAUCCCUCCUCAGGUUCUGGUUUCGGUCUCUCCAUCCUCUGGGCUCUGCUUUACACGCCCUGCUCCUUCGUCUGCUGGUACCGGCCCAUGUACAAAGCGUUCAGGUGCUUUGGGGGGACCUGAUUGCAGCCUUCAGUACCUAAAGGGAGCCCCAAAACAGGAGGGGAGGCAGCGCUU
Lagopus leucura (white-tailed ptarmigan) is the source of this 771-nucleotide messenger RNA. Its product is annotated as secretory carrier-associated membrane protein 3-like. The transcript has 6 exons. Bases 43 to 717 code for a protein of 224 amino acids. NCBI's taxonomy places the organism in Eukaryota, Metazoa, Chordata, Aves, Galliformes, Phasianidae. Gene Ontology annotation, biological process: protein transport. The record is from RefSeq and is a predicted model, not a curated record. Gene Ontology annotation, cellular component: recycling endosome membrane; trans-Golgi network membrane.